CAAAUACUCAAACUAGUUUCCCUAGAUUUUAGGAAAACCAAUUCUUAAAAAACUUGAUUGGAUGAAAAUUGGUUUUUAGAAAAACAAAAGCUAAAAACUACUUUAAAAACUGGAAACAAUCAACACUUGCAGAUCACCACUUCCUCCCCACGGCUAGCUACAUCUUUGAUUGGUAACAAACGGCUUCUGCUUCGAGAAGUGAAGUCAAUUCUGAAGAAGCAGACAACAACAUCCUUUCAGAUGGGAGAUUCUUCAUUUCUCGAUAGAAUGCUUCUCCAGCUUCGCUCCACUUGCAAGUACUACAGUGGUUACCCUAAGGAUCUGGGGCCAUCGAAAGUUAUCCAUUUUACAUCAGAAAGAGAGUUUGUCCAGCUCCUUCACCAGGGCUACCCUGUGGUCGUCGCAUUCACCAUAAGAAGUAACUACACACAACAUCUAGACCAGAUGCUUGAGGAAGCUGCUGCCGAGUUCUAUCCCAACAUCAAGUUUAUGCGGGUUGAGUGCCCCAAGUAUCCUGGAUUCUGCAUAACUCGCCAGAAAAGCGAAUAUCCCUUCAUUGAAAUAUUCCAUAGCCCACAACAAGCUGGUAAUGAAGGAAAGGUCCAGGAUCCAAAUGUCACCCGCUAUUCUGUGAAAGUCGUACCUUACAAUUAUGAUAUGAGCCCAUAUGGGUUCAGAGAGUUCUUCAAGCGCCAGGGAGUUCGUACUUCCGAUCCUAAAUGAAGCAAUCUUGAAGAAGUAUGGUACGAAAUAUUGCAAAAGCUUUUGCUUGUAUCAAUGGCUUCUAUGAGCUACCAUUGACUCCUUUUUUUUUAAGAACUAUUGUAAUAAAAGAAAAUUAUUUCUCAAGUAUGAGAAUUUUCCAAGUUUUGUGAUUUGCAAUGAAUCACAGUAAGUAAAAUCAAAAUGGGUAAAGAAAGGCAUCCUUUUGACUUCAUACAUUGUUGAUAUAUGCGUUAUAUUUUGUUUUAGAUACUUGAUAUUCU
Molecule: messenger RNA, 986 nt
Organism: Eruca vesicaria subsp. sativa (arugula)
Lineage: Eukaryota; Viridiplantae; Streptophyta; Magnoliopsida; Brassicales; Brassicaceae
Source: the annotation of a GenBank genome assembly